AUGUCGACUCAGGAAUCCGCCAAAACACUCUAUUUGGUGGCCGAGGGCACCAAGUACGCAUACCGAAUCAUCGGCAAUGCGAGCGGGGGCUCUCCACCUCUCCUAAUGCUCAACCACGUUCGAUCAACCAUUGACACUUGGGACCCUCAAGUUAUCAACAACCUCACCGCAAGCGGUCGUCAGCUCAUCACCUACGACUAUGCCGGGCUUGGUCAUAGUGGCGGCAACAUUGCGCCCAGCAUUCGGGCUUUUGCCAUCAACUUGCUCGCUUUCCUCAAUGUCCUCCUGCCGACUCUUCACGCUAAAGAGGUCGAUGUACUUGGCUUCUCCAUGGGCGGCUACAUUGCUCAGCAGCUUACUCUCGACGCCCCUGACAUCGUGCGCAAGCUGGUUCUCGCAGGUACUGGUCCUAGCCUUGGUCCUAAUCUGGAACGCCCCAUGAACGAGGUUCAAUCCACUGUCUUCAACCCAACCCCUGGUCCACCUACCAUCGAAGCCUUCUUUCCCUCGUUCACUACCGGCGAAGAGGGCCUCGCAUGGUUCAACCGGAGCACCCAGUCACGAGCCGGCGUUGCUGGCAAGAAUGGCGAGCCCGAAAUUGCUCAGUUCACCACCGGGGACGACCUUGUCAAGCUCACUCAGGCAUACCUGACUUGGGAUGCCGAUCCCGUCCCUUACGCCCUCCUCCAGACCAUCUAG
Molecule: messenger RNA, 699 nt
Organism: Fusarium keratoplasticum
Lineage: Eukaryota; Fungi; Ascomycota; Sordariomycetes; Hypocreales; Nectriaceae
Product: AB hydrolase-1 domain-containing protein
Exons: 1
Coding region: 1-699 (232 amino acids)
Source: RefSeq, a predicted model, not a curated record